Messenger RNA from Eriocheir sinensis (Chinese mitten crab), 7143 nucleotides. RefSeq names its product vigilin-like (gene Dp1). The transcript is spliced from 21 exons. The record is from RefSeq and is a predicted model, not a curated record. NCBI's taxonomy places the organism in Eukaryota, Metazoa, Arthropoda, Malacostraca, Decapoda, Varunidae. Gene Ontology annotation, cellular component: cytoplasm; nucleus. Bases 186 to 4088 code for a protein of 1300 amino acids. Gene Ontology annotation, molecular function: mRNA binding.
AGGAUAUACGCGUGUCCAUGGCGCUUCACAUAUCGCCCCCCCCCACACAGCCCUUCCUGCACUAAAAACCUUUUAUUUUCUCUUAUAUUCCAGACCCCCACAGUGGAGCCUCUCGGCCGGACCGGAUUCCUAUAGGACGGACCCCACGGAGACAGUACAUGUUACUGUAACGACUCGGCGAGAUCAUGGACCCGAACUCUAUGCAGCAGACAGUGAUGGAGUCCCCAGAGGCCGCCCCCGCCCCCCAGGAGGCCGACCUCGGACCCCCCAGCAUCCCCACAGAACCCCCGACUUCCCCUAAAGCUGACCAGGCCUACGAACCACUCAGCUAUGACGAGCUCUUCCCGGCCCUCCCCAACACGGAGGUUAAUGCACUUCCCACCGUAGAUGCCGCCAAGGAAAACACCUGGGGACAACUCAGUGAAAUGCGGAUUCCGUCCUCGGUCAUUACCCAAGUGUUCCGCGUCCCGUACGAGGAGCGCGCCAAGAUCGACGGAAACAACCAGUUCGGAGAGUCGGCGUCGUCGCGCAUCUGUGCCGAGAUCAACAGUCGCACCGGCGCGCACAUCGAGAUCUCCUCCGCCAAGGACCAGUCGCUCACCUUCCUCGUCACCGGCAAGAACGACGCCGUGGCCAAGGCUCGCCGACUCGUCCUCGAAAAGUUCCAGACCCAGGCCAGGCUCGUCAUCAAGAUUCCCAAGGACCACCACCGCUUCAUUCUGGGCAAGAAGGGAAAACGUCUCCUCGAGCUUGAGCAGAACACGGCCACCAAGAUCCAAGUACCCAGCUCCAAGGACGCCUCUGAGGACAUCGUUGUGGUGGGCACGCGCGAUGGCAUUGAGAAGGCCAUGCACGAGAUUCAGCAGACAUCCGAUGAGCAGAGCAAGCAAGCCUACGAGAAACUGGAGAUCAACAAGCUGUACCACCCCUUCAUCUGCGGCGCCAACAAUGAGAAAGUUGAGGAGCUGAUGGCAGAGCACGGUGUGAGGAUCAACGUGCCUCCGCCCUCCGUCAUGAAGAACGAGAUCACCAUCGCCGGAGAGAAGGAGGGCGUCUUGAAGUGCAAGGAUCUGAUCAACAAGCGCUACAAGGAAUUGGAACGCAAGUGCCAGACAGUCUCGGUGGAGGUGCGCAAGUCCCAACACAAGUAUGUCAAAGGCCCGCGGCGCGCCAACAUCCAGGAGAUCCUUCACGAGACCGGCGUGUCCGUGGAAAUGCCGCCCUUGGAGUCCAACACCGAGACCAUCACCCUCCGCGGACCUCAGGACAAGCUGGGCCAGGCCCUGACGAUGGUGUACGCCAAGGCUAACAGUGUGGUGCAGCAGGACGUGGAGGCCCCAACCUGGCUACACAAGUUUAUCAUUGGACGCAAGGGAGCAAACAUCCGGCAGAUUACCCAAGACUUGCCCAAGGUCCACGUGGAGUUGUCCGACAAGCAGGGCGGCAUCAAGCUCGAGGGUCCGCCUGAGGAGGUGGAGAUCGCCGCGGAGAAACUGGAGACCAUGAUCGCCGAGAUGAAGAGCAAACUGUGCUUCGACGAGAUUGCCGUCAACCCCAAGUUCUACAAGCACAUCAUCGGCAAGAACGGAUCCAACAUCAACCGCAUCCGCAAUGACACGGGCGUCCUGAUCAACAUUUCCGAGGCUGGCGGCAGCAACGUCAUCCGCCUCGAGGGAAGCCCGGAAGGGGUCAGCCAGGCGAAGAAGGAGCUUGAGGAACUGGUGACCAAGAUGGAGAACGAGAAGGAGCGUGACAUCCACAUCGACCAGCGCUUCCACCGCACCAUCAUCGGCACCAAGGGCGACAAGAUUAGGGAGAUCAGGGACAAGUUCAACCAGGUCCAGAUCUCCUUCCCCGACCCUGGGGAGCAGUCGGAUGUUGUCAAGAUCCGUGGGCCCAAGGAAGACGUGGAUGGGUGUCACCAGUACCUCAAGAAGAUGGUGCGCGACCUGGCCGAGUCAAACUACCAGGUCAAGGUCUCCAUCUUCAGGCAGUUCCACAAGUUUAUCAUCGGCAAGGCUGGAGCCAACAUCAACAAGAUCAGGGAGGAGACCAGCACUCGUAUUGACCUUCCCUCCGAGGGGCAGAACAGUGACGAGAUCACCAUCACCGGCCGCAAGGAGAACUGCGAGAAGGCCCAGGAACGCAUCCAGAAGAUUCAGGACGAACUGGCCAGCAUCGUGGAGGUGGACAUCAUCAUCCCGGCCAAAUUCCACAACUCCAUGAUCGGCGCAGGUGGGAAGCUGAUUCAGAGUGUAAGCGAGGAGUGUGGCGGAGUCUCUAUCAAGUUCCCUCCGCCGGGCAAGAACUCCGAGAAGAGCUCCGAUAAGGUGACCAUCCGUGGACCCAAGGAGGAUGUGCAUAAGGCCAAGCAGAUGCUGGUUGACCUCAGCAACGAGAAACAGCUGGCCAGUCACACCGCCGAGGUCCGGGCGAAGCAGCAGCAUCAUCGGUUCCUCAUCGGACGUAACGGAGCCAACAUUCGCAAGAUCCGCGACGCCACCGGAGCGCGGAUCAUCUUCCCCACCGACAAGGACGAGGACAAGGAGCUCAUCACUAUCAUCGGCAAGAAGGACUCCAUCGCCAAGGCCAAGGAGCAGCUGGAGGCAACCAUCAAGGAGCUGGACCAGGUGGUUGAGGAGACCAUGACCGUGGAUCCGCGCCAUCACCGACACUUCGUAGCUCGCCGCGGGGAGGUCCUGCGCCAUAUUAGUGACCAGUAUGGCGGCGUGACGGUGUCCUUCCCUCGGUCGGGCGUGCAGAGCGACAAGGUGACCCUCAAAGGCGCCAAGGAGUGCGUGGAGGGCGCCCGAGCUCGCAUCCAGGAGAUUGUCAUCGACCUGGAGGAGAUGGUGCAGUUGAAGGUGAUCAUCCCGCAGCGUUACCACCGGACUGUCAUGGGGGCGCGCGGCAGCAAGGUGCAGGCCAUCACCACACAGCAUGAGGUGCAGAUCAAGUUCCCUGAGAAGGACAGCGGCACGCACCUGGCCAACGGGGAGGAGGAGGCUGCGCAGCAGGUGAAUGGCGAGGCUGAGGGCGAGACACGACCCCAAGACAUCGUCCACAUCAUGGGCAAGAAGGAGCGCUGUGAGGCUGCCCGCGACGCCCUGCUUGAGCUCGUUCCCGUGACCAUCGAGGAGACCGUUCCCUACCGCCACCACCGCUUCAUCAUUGGCCAGAAGGGCGAGAACGUGCGUCACAUGAUGGCCGAGCACGACGUAAACAUCCAAGUCCCGCCACUACAGGAUCACAGUGACGUCAUCAGGAUUACUGGCCCUCCGUCGAACACCCAGCGUGCGUCCCAGGCCCUGAGGGAGAAGGUGGCACAGCUGGAGGAGGAGGAGGCUGACCGGCAGGCUCGCUCCUUCAAGCUGACGGUGGAGGUGGACCCGGAAUACCACCCCAAGAUCAUCGGGAAGAAAGGCGCCGUGAUUUCCAAGAUCCGCGAAAAGCAUGAUGUGAAUAUUCAGUUCCCGCCACGUGGCUCGGAGGAGGAAAGAGUCAUUACGAUUACCGGAUACGAGAGGAAUGUGAAUGAGGCCAAGGAUGCGAUUCUGGCCAUCACCGGUGAGCUGGACAAGAUGAUUCGUGACACGGUGGAGAUCGACAGCCGUAUCCAUUCCCGUCUCAUUGGCAGUCGCGGGCGUGCCAUCCGCAAGGUUAUGGAGGACUACAAGGUGGAGAUCAAGUUCCCUCGCCAGGAUGAUGACCCCAACCUGGUGACCAUCAUGGGGGCGCCGGAGAACGUGGAGGAGUGCAAAGAUCACCUCCUCAACAUGUCCGAGGAGUACAUGCAGGAUAUCUCAGAGCGCGAGGAUAUGAAUAUGUACAUGUCCCAGAAUUCCACCGCCUCAACCUCGCUGCUGUCGUCCUCGGUCGCCGCCGCCGCCGCCGCUGGUGCAGCCGCCCCGCAACCGACCUUUGUCCCCGCUGACGCCCCGCAGAAGAAGGAGCAGGGCUUUGUGGUGUCCGGGGCUCCGUGGACACAGGAGGCCCCCAACAUGGACUCCUCUGAGGAUUUCCCUUCCAUGGGCGCCCCGACUGUCACCCACACUGCUGGACCUACCAUCUGGGGCCCCCGUCGCUAGGCUCUCCGCCCUACCCUGCCCCGCCCCGCUGCGCCUCUCCGCCACACUCCAGAUAAUUAACAACACCCCCCAACAUCUGUCUGUAGCUCGACUCUCCCUUGGCAACACUAUACAGGAUCUGAUUCCUUAUAUAUGAGAUCCAACUCCUUAAAUAAGAUUCGAUUCCUUAUAUAAGAUCAGAUUCCUUAUAUGACAUCCGAUUCCUUUGGGGCUGUACCUUGAAUGCCCUUUGUACUUCACUCAUAGGGAUUAAACAUGGGAUCUAAUACUCUAUCCUUCAACAUGGGAUAGGAUCGAGAGCUGCUAGGACUAUAAAUGCCAUGAGAUUAAGAGUUAUAAGCGGAGGAAUUGUGUUGCGUUUGGUGAGCCGUGUUGCCGACAGACGUACUGGGCCGGGCUUAACCUCCUUCCGUUCUAAGUAACAAGUAAUAAUUCGUUCUUUUGAAGGAAACCGUAUCCUGAACAUCAAUAGCAGCUCAUGUUGAAACUAUGCAUCCUUAUCUCUUAAUAAUACCUAUAUCUACGAGCCUCUAUUAGUACCAUCUGUUGUCUCUUUUGUUUUGUUUAUCAUUGGUAGGAUUUUAUGACGAUUCAGAUGCUCUUUAUUUUGUUUUGUAUUAGUAGAGUAUUAUUUUUAUUUUUGACAUUAUUAUUUUUUAUUUUUUCUCUGGCUUGUUUCGCGGCAAGUCAGGUUUUUAUUUCUUUUGUUUACAUUUUCGCGGGUUCAACCUCAUCCCGUUUUCUUUCUCUUUUUUUUUUCCCUUCGUUUGUUGAGUUUGUUGAGAAGUUACCGAGUUAUUAUUGUUAUUAAUUAUUCUACGUCGAAAAUGAGUUUGGGGAUUUUUUUAGAUGAAAUUAAUGUUUUUUUAUAUAUAUAUAUUAAACAUAGAUUUAUUAUCAUUAUUAUUUGAAAGAUUCCUUUUUCCGAGAAGAAGAAGAAGUUUUUAUCGUUAAAUUUAAAACAGAGAAGCAUAGGAUUAGUGGACUUUGGUUAUUUUGUUUUCCAUUCUUAAGUAUGUAAGUGGUGUAGGGACGGAAUUUAGUCUCACACGCACACACACACACUUACACACACACGCACACACGAUAUGGGAUGUAUGAGACUAACACUCGAUCCUAUACACACACACACUCACACUAACAAACACUAUAACACACACACUACAGGAGGCACGAGAUCAAAAGUCAGUCCUAUACGCGCGCACACACACACACACACACACACACACACACAUCCUCACAGCUAGACACAUUGAUUGGGGGAUCAUGCCUGUCUAGUUUUCCACACAACAAGAAAGUAUUUUUUUUUCCGUACCAACUCUUUCGUCCGAUAUAAUUUUUGAAUCCAAGCGAUAUAACAUGAUGCUGUGGGGUGUAGCCAUUUGGGGGUAACUUAGGUUGAUGAUAAUACUGCAUUCAGCCAUAUUUAAAGGGGGAAACACACACACACACACACGUACAGAAGCUAGACACACACACACACACACACACACAUAUGCUAACGUAACACCAUGCCAUGUAACUAAAGGGACAGGCUUGGGUCACACACAUACACACAUACACACAUACACACACAUAUGCAUAGCCAGCCUAACACCACACCCAACCAACCAAAGGGACGAGGUUAGGUUAGGUUAGCGUCACACCACCACCCACCACCACCACCACCCACCACCCCACCCUCCUCACUGUCUUGCUGCACGUUGACGACCUCUAUUCCUGAACCUGGCUAACGCUAAUUGGAAAUAUCACCGCCAGUCUUCCCAAAUAAAGGCCCGUUGGUGGUAGAAAUUCCCUUGGUAUCUUUUGUAGUCUCUCCGUUUUCUUUGUCCUGUAGUGUUCAUCUUUUUCUUUCUCAUCUUUUAUAUUGUUAGUUUUCAUCUCUUGUUAUUUCUUGUAUCAUCUCCUUCCUCCUCUUUUUAUCUCUUUUUAUGCCUCAUUGUUACUUCUCCCUCUCUUGUCAUUUAUCUUCCUCUGUGUGUCUUUUUUAUAUUUGUGAUUCUGUUCUUAAUUCCUUUUGUUUCUUCCUUCUUCUCUAUCUCCUUUUUUAUAUAUAGCUGGAAUUGAGUAGCUAUGAUCAUUCCCUGUAUUCCUGCUCUAUUUACUACCUUCUUUUCUCUUAUUCCUCCUCUUCCUCUUCCUCCUCCUCUGAAUAUAUGAGAUUAUGGACUUUGGUUCCUUCUGUUUCUGUCCCAUCUUUUAACUUGUCUCUUUCUCCUCCUCUUCUGUUUCCUCAAUUUUGCUGUUCUUUAUUGCAUUUCUCCUUCUACUACUACUAUUAAUCCUUUUACUAUUACUACUACUACUACUACUACUUCUACUACUACAUCUUCCACAUCUCGUCGCCUACUGCUGUGCAUCUGUCUGCGUCGCCUAAUCCCCAUAGCUGUCACUGGCCCCCACAACGCAUCGUAGAGCCUCAACCUGCGUAGCGUGUCCAGGCCUCACCCCCUCCCUCCCCUCCUCACUGCCGCGACACAGACCGACGCACAGACAAGUCAUAAAUCAGGAUAUUACGUAGACUCAAGGUGUUUGUUAUCGUAGCCACGGACGACACGGACUAGAGUGAUGUCUGUGAUGUUUGUUCCCUGUCGAUCCUGAAGCUUGUAUGGUCUGUUUUUUGUGUUUGUUUCUCCGUCGGUCUUUCGCUCUUGUUCUCGCUCCCUCUCGCCUCCUUUCUCUCCCUCUCUAUCGUUCUUGCUUCCUCCCUCUCGCUCCCUUCCUCUCGCUCUCCCUCUCCGGAACUCCUUCCACCCAGGGGCCAUUCAGGGGCUAUGAUAAAUAAAGCGAAAAAAAGUAAAAAUGAAGUGAAAACAAAAAAAAUUGAAAUACUAUUUGUUGUGAUUUUGUUACUUUGAAAGCUACUAUACUACUGAGUACGUACAGACCUACCCACCACGUACAGUUGUUACUAUACUAUAUAUUUUGUGUAUCUCAAGACAGAGGUGAGGUUACUACUACUACAUGAUGUCUCCGUAGCACCCAGGUCACUUUUGGGCCUUCUAAGUUAGUGCUGCUGUUUGUGGUUUUCACCUAAUAAACAUAUAUUGGUAAC